AUGGUGUCCUCCUCGUCAACUUCUUCCCGACCGCUUGCAUCAGGCUCGACAACCCACCCGGACCUAAUCAAUCCAUAUCUGCCGGAUAUGAGCGAUCUCGCCGCUUCCCCUUCUGCGCCUAUCUCGGACCGCCCUCUCGAGCUCGGUGGGACACCAUUUCGCGCUUCAGCGGUAGAUGGGAUAGACUGGCCCGAUUCUGGACCUUCAUCCCAGCCGAUGCGGGCUUCUGGCCAGGCCAAGGUCGGGCCAUUUCAGGCAAAGGUCAUAGCGGCGAUGACGGGCGCGAUCGUCACAUCCCUCUUGAUGACGCCAUUUGACGUCCUCAAGACCCGUCUCCAGACUGUCCGCCCGCAUCCAUCCGACUCUGGCGUCAGCCUCGGCGCCCCCGUCCGCCCCACUUCCGAAUGCUGUCAGACCUCCCUCCUGACUCAGCCCGCUGUCUCUGCUCGUCGAACAGGCAAGACCAAAGCUCCGCCAUCUACGAAUCCCUUGACAUGCUUCACCUCCCCCGCACCAGACGAUAUCACCUCUCGCGCCUCCUCGGCCGGACGUUCUGCCACCGCAGCGGCAAGAGCUACCUUUUCGUCCUUGACGGCACCGGGACAUGGGCCGAUCAUUGCGCCAGCAGAAGCGCCGCGGGGAUGUGCGUUUCCGAGCAAGUGGGCGGGGAUAUGGGGAGACGCUGUGAGCUUCGAGGAGGCGCUAGCGAGGAAUGUAAGAGGCGGCGGGGGUGGAGCGGGGGUGAUGGGUGCAGAAGGCAUGGCGACGCUCGUGCUGCCGCUGCAGGGGAUGGUGAGGAGUGGGUUCUGGGGAGAGGUGGCUGCUGUAAGGUCGGAAGUGGGGGUUAGGGGUUUAUGGAAGGGUGUUGGAACGGCACUAACGAUGUCCAUCCCCUCCGCCGCAAUCUAUAUGAUCGGCUACGAGCACCUCCUCACCCGCAUAUCCCCCUACUUCUUUAAUUCUACCGACCCUGACGCACACAUCUCUUCGAUUCAUCGGAAACCCGGCUCCUCUGCCCCUCCCACCCCGUUCACUGUCGCCCCUCUUGUCGCUGGCGCGCUUGCCCGCACGCUGUCGGCCACCACUAUCAGUCCAAUUGAGAUGUUCAGGACCCGCCUGCAGGCUUUACCGAGCCAGGGGGUCUCGCCGUCCUACGCGAGCGUGUUCAAGGACAUGAGCGCUUUGGUCAAGGCUCAGAACCUGACUGUGCUGUGGAGAGGUCUGGGACCUACUCUCUGGCGAGAUGUGCCUUUCUCAGGGAUAUACUGGGCGGGCUUCGAGAUCUUCAAGACCAACCUCUCUCUUCCUACCUCCCCCCUUCCCCCUCUCUCCCCACUCACCAUAUCCUUCCUCUCCGGCGCCAUGGCGGGAACCAUCUCCGCACUCGUCACUCAGCCCUUUGACGUCCUCAAGACCCGCCGGCAGGUCUUUACACCCAGCAAAGACUGCUCGCCCGCUGCGCUUCGACACAAAGCGAGUACUUUGCCGUUGGCGAUGCACGUGAUCAAGACGGAAGGGUGGGGCGCAUUGUUUGCGGGUACGGUACCGAGGUGCGGCAAGGUGGCGCCGGCGUGUGGGCUGAUGAUUGCUUGUUAUGAGGGUGUGGGGAGGUAUUUGGGUGGGGGUGGCGAAUAG
Messenger RNA from Dioszegia hungarica, 1635 nucleotides. Its product is annotated as mitochondrial carrier domain-containing protein. The transcript has 4 exons. NCBI's taxonomy places the organism in Eukaryota, Fungi, Basidiomycota, Tremellomycetes, Tremellales, Bulleribasidiaceae. Gene Ontology annotation, biological process: mitochondrial transmembrane transport. The coding region runs from base 1 to 1635 and encodes 544 amino acids. The record is from RefSeq and is a predicted model, not a curated record.